Oryza brachyantha (malo sina) is the source of this 2734-nucleotide messenger RNA. Its product is annotated as exocyst complex component EXO70A1-like. Gene Ontology annotation, biological process: exocytosis. The record is from RefSeq and is a predicted model, not a curated record. Gene Ontology annotation, cellular component: exocyst. The transcript is spliced from 13 exons. Bases 312 to 2246 code for a protein of 644 amino acids. NCBI's taxonomy places the organism in Eukaryota, Viridiplantae, Streptophyta, Magnoliopsida, Poales, Poaceae. Gene Ontology annotation, molecular function: phosphatidylinositol-4,5-bisphosphate binding.
UCCGGUCCGUCCGCUCCCAAUUGCGUGGCCCACACGUCAGUCACUCCCCGCACGAAUCUCGAGGAUCCCCCCGUCCCAACCUCCCCAUCGCCCCCUCCGCGGCGGCGGGAGGGAGCACACGUACCACUCGUGAACCUUCCUCGCCGACGCCGACCACCGUUCCCCGCGCCGUUCCAUCCUUCCCGGACCUUCUGGAAGCAUUCUCGCGUGGUGGUCCGUCGGGGCCGUCGUUCUGCGCCUCCCGCGGUGGCGGGGAGCGUGAUCGGUUUGGCCGGCGAGGAGGGUUGUUCGGUGGGGGGGGGGUGUGAAGGAUGGGGGUCGAGGCGGAGCUGCCGCGGGCGAUGGACGUGCUGGCGCGGCGGGCGAGCGCGCUGCGGGACGCGUUGCAGAGGAGCCAGGGGAACACGGAGAGCAUGGUCGCCAUCCUGGGCUCCUUCGACCACCGCCUCUCCGCGCUCGAGGCCGCCAUGCGCCCUACCCAGGUGAGGACGCACGCGAUCCGGAUGGCGCACGAGAACAUCGACAAGACGAUCAAGGCCGCCGACGCCAUCCUCUCCCAGUUCGACAUUGCUCGCCGGGCUGAAGCUACGAUACUGAGGGGGCCCCAUGAGGAUCUGGAGGGCUACCUAGAAGCUGUGGAUCUGCUGAAAGGCAUUGCUCGCUUCUUUUCCUCUAACAAGAACUUUAAGGGCGAUGAAGGACUUCUAACUCGCGUCAACAAUAUAUUAUCCAAGUCUGCUCUGAAGAUUGAAGAGGAAUUCAGGCAGUUGAUGAGUACAUACAGCAAACCUAUUGAACCUGAUCGCCUAUUUGAUUGCCUUCCAAAGCCUCCACGGGCACCAAAAUCUGACCAUGAUGCAGAUGGAGGGCACUCCACUCACUCUGAACAUCCAUCCAAAGGUUUGGAGACUGGUGUAUGCAGGACUCCAACACUGAUUCCCCCAAGAAUAUUACCACUUCUUCAUGAUAUAGCUCAGCAACUAGUUCAGGCUGGAAAUCAGCAGUCAUGCUAUAGAAUCUACAGAGACUCUCGCGGUUCGGCUUUGGAAGUGAGCUUACGGAAACUAGGUGUAGAAAAACUAAGUAAGGAUGAUGUACAAAGAAUGCAAUGGGAAGCCUUAGAGGCUAAAAUUGGAAACUGGACCCAGUUUAUGCGAAUUGCGGUCAAACUAUUACUUGCUGGAGAACGGAGAAUUUGUGACCAGGUUUUCGAUGGUAUUACUUUCAACAAGGAUCAAUGUUUUGCUGAGUUGGCAGGGAGUAGUGUAUUGACACUUCUCAGUUUUGGAGAUGCUGUUGCUAAAAGUAAAAGGUCACCUGAAAAAUUAUUUGUGUUGCUAGACAUGUAUGAAGUAAUGCAUGAACUCCAGCCAGAGGUUGAAGAAAUUUUUGAAGGCAGAUUUUGCUCUGAGAUGCGGGAGGCUGCAUUGGGCUUAACUAGGCGCUUAGCACAGACAGCCCAAGAAACAUUUGCUGAUUUUGAGGAGGCAGUUGAAAAGGAUACUUCCAAGACUGUCGUCCAGGAUGGGACUGUGCAUCCUUUGACUAGCUAUGUUAUUAAUUAUGUCAAAUUCCUGUUUGAUUAUCAGUCAACACUGAAGAUACUAUUUCAAGAAUUUGAUACUGGUAGUGAGACUGAAUCUCAACUUGCAGUUGUUACAAUGAAGAUAAUGCAGGCCCUUCAGAACAACUUAGAUGGGAAAUCUAAGCAGUAUAAGGAUCCUGCAUUGACCUAUAUAUUUCUUAUGAACAACAUUCACUAUAUGGUUAGAUCUGUCCGCAGAUCAGAAGCCAAGGAUAUACUUGGUGAUGACUGGAUUCAGAGGCACCGCAGGGUUGUACAGCAAAAUGCCAACCAGUACAAAAGGGUUGCAUGGGCAAAGAUUCUUCAAACACUCUCUGUUCCAGGUGCUGGUAGCACUGGUUCAUCACCAGCUGAUCUUAGUAAUAGUGGAGUUUCAAGAGCUAUGAUUAAAGAGCGAUUUAAGUCCUUCAAUGUGCAAUUUGAAGAGCUUCAUGCUAAGCAAUCUCAAUGGACUAUACCCGAUCAAGAAUUGCGAGAAUCUCUGAGGCUUGCUGUUGCUGAAGUUCUCUUGCCAGCCUAUCGGUCUUUCGUCAAACGUUUUGGAAAUCUCGUUGAACAUGGGAAGAACCCAAAUAAGUACAUCAGAUACUCCCCGGAGAAUGUAGAUCAGUUGCUGGGUGAGUUUUUUGAUGGACAGCAAUUUGGUGAACAAAAGCGGUGAGCAUAAAGGCUGGAUAAAGGGAAGAGCACUGCUUGUAAGUUUUGCAGGAGAGCAUGGAACAAGAAAUUCUACAGCAACUAACCUUAUUUGCCAUCAUCACAUAUAUGAUGCUGACCUACUUAAAUAGCAUACUAGUAACCCCAAAUAAUGCCACUCUGGCAAGAUCCCAUGUUCUUUCAUUAUUUUCUAUUGGCUAUCUUCCAUGUUACGUUCGAGAAGGCGUUACUCACAUAAGGUGUUAUAGUUUUUUAUUUUAUAUUAAUGUCUCUUUUCAGGGAUUGUUAGUUUCUUUUUGUUUAAGGAAAUUUUAUGGUCCUUGAGAAAGUAUCUCGAGAUACCAAAUAUUAGUGUAAAAUUUUGGUAAAGCAGGUACCUAUUACCUAAAGGUAUCGUUUCAAGGAUGGUAAAAGAACUCUUUUAUUUAUAAUCUGCAAAUCCAUUUUUGUGCGGCCUUGUCAGUUUUGUAAUUGGCUUAUGCCUUUAUGGUU